Messenger RNA from Schizophyllum commune H4-8, 2238 nucleotides. RefSeq lists its product as uncharacterized. Gene Ontology annotation, cellular component: Golgi apparatus. Lineage: Eukaryota; Fungi; Basidiomycota; Agaricomycetes; Agaricales; Schizophyllaceae. Bases 91 to 2121 code for a protein of 676 amino acids. The transcript has 10 exons. The record is from RefSeq and is a predicted model, not a curated record.
CAGUGCGUUUAACAAGCUCCCUUUUUCCUUCGAUUUUCGAGAGUCCCGCGGCGUGCUCCUUCGACUUCAGUCCCCCUCUUUUCGGCGGUGAUGCCCUCCCAGAAGGCGCGCCAGUUUGUCAAGGACACGCUCAGCUUCUCGCGCGUCCGGGUCAUUUAUGCGCGCAUCACGCUCACGCGGUACACCACGCUCUUUUUCUUCUUCGCGCUCCUCAGUGCGCUCGUUCUGCUCGCCCUGGAGGCUGUCGCGUACAAUGACAACACGAUGGCGAUCGACCACCUCGAUGGUAUCGUAGCACAGGGCAGCCCCACCAACGGCAUCUUUCUCCAGAAGGGGGACAUGCUCGAGGUCUGCUACGAUGUUCCGGGCCGCCCGGCCAGUAUGUGCCGCCCGCUGUGGAAGCCCGACCAUAAGGAUCGGAGGGCGUUGGUGGAGGCGCCGCAAUACAACAGCUCGGCAUUUGACACGCUCGCUGUGGAUGAGGAGGGCAAUGCCCAUGGUGUCUGGGCACCUGCCGAAGAUCCGCAAGUCGCUGCUACCGUCGAACGCGUCCUCGACUCUGGCAAGAAGGUCCAGCUGGACACGGCUUGCGUUGAGUCCCUGGAGUGGUUGUCUGACAUCCUGAAAGACUCGCGCCGUGAGGACUUCGCUACUGGUGCCUUCCACAUAUGGCUGUUCAGUGUUGCCGCGGUUACGAUCCUGAACGAAUCGCUACCGCAUCUUCUGGCGUCGGGCGUGUCCCAUAUCCUCGCGACCGCGUGGGCAGGAUACCGUAUCCAUCAGACACUCGAUAUUCGCUCGAUCUACUACCGGCUUAUUUCUGCGAGCGACGGUGCGGCGUGUGGCGACGUGGAUAUGCUGGGUCCGUGGUGGGAUAUGCGCAUUCAGCAUGCAAUCCCGAUCGUGAUCUUCAAUGCGUUGUCCCUUCUGUGGUUUAUUGCGUUGAGCUUGCAGCUGUUUAAGGUGUACAAACAUCAAUCCUUUAGCCGCGUCGGCGCUUCUCCCCAGAUUCAUAAGGUGUACAAGAUUGUAUUGUCUUUGUCUGUAGCCUUGCAGCUGGCGCUGUUCUUCACCUUGGUGACAACAGCCAUCUGGAUAGACAAGAUCGCGAGAGGUAAUAUCCGCCGGAUCGCCUUCCACUCCGCGAUUUACAGGGCAGCAUUCAUUGUCACUGCAAUUGUGGAGCUGCCGUGGAUUGUGCUCGGAUGGAUCUCUGUUCGACGGGAGUGCAGAGUUAUGUUCUGCUUCUUCGCGCUCAUUUCGAUGAUAUUGUUCGGCAUUUCGACAGCACUGUUCUGUAGUCCUCUCUAUCGCUACGUCCUCGAGACAUGGCCGUUCUUUGCCUCGAUGAGCGUGUUGUCGUAUAUCCUUGUGGUGACCGUCUCGGUGUUGGGUAUCAUCGCUCGCAUGCACUUCGGCCGGGGCCUCAAGCACUACUUGGAGGUCUCCGAUGCCUUGGAAGACGUCGACUUCACGCCUGUCUACUUCAGUAAUGAUCCGAAGAAGCAGUCGCUGGUUAGCGUCGACUUACCCACGAUGGGCUACUCGCAAGAGAAGGCCCAGCGAUCAUCCAUCGACAAGAGCGCCAUGAAGGACUUUCACUUCGAGUACCCGCCGCCGCCAGAACCGCCCGCGAAGGUCAUGCACGUGGAGACAGCAUCCCUGUACUCGCGCGCGCCGUCGACGCCGCGCAAGAUCACGGUCACCCCCAGGUUCCUGCGCGACUCGUACCAGUCGAAGGUGUCCAGCAACAUGCGCGACUCCCUCGUCUCGCGCGUGUCGAGCAAGACGACGGUGGGUACGAAGGCGAAGGUCUCGCAGGUGUCGCUCGUGUCGCUCAACCGCAUGUCGAGCGCCUCAUCUGCGUCGUCGUCGGCGGACACGGACGACUCGGGGACCAUUGCGUCUUGGUCGGCCGGCAGGAGCAGUAUUGCGAAGAGCACGGUAUCGAGCAGCACGGCGAUGCCCGCGGCGCCUGUGCCCGCCGUCCCCGCGCGCAAGAUCGGCCUUCCGGGAAACCCGCGACCGCUCACACGCGGCUCGAGCUUGACACGCAGUGGAAGCAACGCAAGUAGCGUUGGACAUGUAUCACGAUCACCUCCGAAGGCUGGCUUCUUCUGAACUAUACUCGUACGCUCGUAGGGACUUUCGCAAUGUAGCUGUAGGCGCCCGAUCAACUGCAUUGUACCUUCAUUCGUUUAUUUAUUGGUGGAAGGAUGUAACCGUGUCAGUAGGUAU